CCGCCGCCCUCACCCACUUAAGCAAGCAAAAUGAGAAGUAUUACCCCAACAAAGCUAAACACAGCCACCAUCACCACCACAAACACAUUAGCACCAACAGCCACAACAUCAUCACCAUCCACAAUUUCUUCUCAUCACUCCCCAUGGCACUCUCCAAUUCCCUACCUCUUUGGAGGCCUUGCCACUAUAAUGGGUCUCAUAGCCUUUGCGCUCUUAAUGCUUGCUUGCUCCUAUUGGACACUCACAAGGUCCUUAGACACCAAUUUGGAGAACAACAACAACAAAGAGGGUGGUGACCAUCGAAAGAAGGUACCCAUCAAGGACUACGAGGACAAGAUCCUGGUCAUCAUGGCCGGGGACCAAAAACCCACUUUCUUGGCCACACCUGUAUACCCCAACUCAUCUUCUUUUGCACACUCUGUUAGUACCAACCACCACAAAGACCUAGGAAAUUCUCAGGAUUGUGACAAGUCCCAGAAAGAAAUUGUGGACAACCAUGUCAAUUCAGCUGUCACACAAGAAAAUGCAAGUUCCCAACAUCAACAACAUAGCCAGCUGUCAGAAAUUUUAUAGGUUAAUA
Messenger RNA from Abrus precatorius (Indian licorice), 580 nucleotides. RefSeq names its product protein GLUTAMINE DUMPER 4-like. Gene Ontology annotation, biological process: regulation of amino acid export. Lineage: Eukaryota; Viridiplantae; Streptophyta; Magnoliopsida; Fabales; Fabaceae. The coding region runs from base 31 to 573 and encodes 180 amino acids. The transcript has a single exon. The record is from RefSeq and is a predicted model, not a curated record.